GUCUUUGGGAGGGUUUAAAUCCUGCUUCGGAGCCUCUCCUGGGCAUUCCCACCGGGCACCAUGGUCUCCUCCUCCAUCAGCCUGGCCCUCUUUGUGGGCAUCGCUGCUCUCUUGGUCGAGCUUCCCAGUGCAACAGCCAAGGAGCGGCCUGGAUACUGCCAGGAGUUGCCGGUCCCGUCCUCGGACCCUUUGGCCAAGAGCGGCUGCAAAACGUGCAACGUGGACGCCGACUGUCCCCGGAUGGAUAAGUGCUGUGGUUCCCCGUGCGGCAACACCUGCAAGGUGCCAGAGACAAACCGCUGCCGCCUUCCCCCCGUCACCGGACCCUGCAAAGCCCGCCUGCCACAUUUCUACUACAACUGGGGCAAGAAGAGGUGCGAGGAGUUCAUCUACGGGGGAUGCCGUGGCAACCUGAACAGGUUCAAGACCAAGGAGGAGUGCCAGCGGGCCUGCAAGGGCAAAGGGUCAGAGUAGAGCGGAAGCGGACGUGGAAGCAGGAGCCACGGCUCCCAAUGGACGGAGGACCCCAAGAACCAGCCCCCCCACCCUACCCGUUGCCCCCUUUCCUGCCUUUGCCCCCUCCCUCCCUCCCUCCCUCCCUCCCUUUUGCAGCCACAAAGUCGGCCUGAAGCCACCUGGGGCAAGUGGGCCGGGCUGGUGGGCUUCCGUGAGCAUGGCAGGAA
Anolis carolinensis (green anole) is the source of this 683-nucleotide messenger RNA. RefSeq names its product eppin. Gene Ontology annotation, cellular component: extracellular region. The coding region runs from base 61 to 474 and encodes 137 amino acids. NCBI's taxonomy places the organism in Eukaryota, Metazoa, Chordata, Lepidosauria, Squamata, Anolidae. Gene Ontology annotation, molecular function: serine-type endopeptidase inhibitor activity. The transcript has 4 exons. The record is from RefSeq and is a predicted model, not a curated record.